UUCCAGUUUUACAAUUCUUUUGGAAGCUAAAGCCCUAAACCCCUAAUUCGAUCUAUCACACUACCUCCACCACCAGCCACCACCAGCCACCACCGUGACCACCGCUCGUGACGGCGGCGCGUCAGAUUAAAGCUCCUCAAUCCCUUACACUCUGCACUCUUUCAGCAGCAAACAAACGUUGAAUCAUUUUUCCAUAAAUACGUCCCCCAUUUUCAAGCAUCAGCUGUACAAUCCUUUGGCAAUGGUAAUUGUUGUAUUCUCUCAUUCGCUUAGGUGGUGAAAAAUUGGAAGCGGUGGAACCCUACUGCAAGCGAAUGUACGUUGUGUCGCUACAAUCUGUAACUUGUUAGCCUUGGGAAUGUACCAGUCAUGGUUUCGGGCCUUUUCCGGCGGAAAGAGCCGCCGCACCCUUGGUCUGCUCGCGAGAAACGACGCCGUACAAUACUUUGUGCACAAACCUUUUUCCAAAUUGAUCGGGAGUGGAGGAAGAAUCUUGUUAAAUGCCACCGGUGAAGUAAAAUUAGAAUAUGGGGGUACAACAAUAUGCGGCAUUGGAGCGACACCCUCCACGUUGAUUAAUCGGAUAUCACUUUGCGCACCGCAUUAUUCCUUUAGUCAAAAUGCAGUGAGUUUCUGCACAUUGCCAGAGCAUAAAGCUGACGUUGAGUUGCUGGAUUCUGUUGUUUCAUUGCCGUUGGGUAAGUCAAGCAGUGAAAUGGAAGAGUUUCAGGUUACUGCCGAUUACAAUGAUUGUGAUAAGCCAAAAAAAGCUAAGCCUACGUCUCGAAAAUCAAUUGAUUUCACCAAAAUUCGUAUCGAGAAGCUUCCAACUGUCCUUAUCAUAGGACGCCCAAAUGUUGGAAAGUCGGCAUUAUUCAACCGUUUGAUUCGAAGGAGGGAGGCGCUUGUUUACAACACCCCUAACGACCACGUUACGCGUGAUAUACGUGACGGGGUUGCUAAAUUGGGUGAUUUACGGUUUCGUAUACUUGAUUCAGCUGGACUGGAGGCCGAGGCUUCUUCAGGUUCUGUUCUCGGCAGAACUGCUGCAAUGACUGGAGAUGUGCUGGCAAAAUCCAAUUUUGCACUCUUUCUGAUAGAUGCAAGAGAUGGACUACUGCCCAUGGAUUUGGAUGUUGGGAAGUGGUUAAGAAAGCAUGCCCCCGGUAUAAAGCCUACUGUCAUAAUGAAUAAAGCCGAGCUGCUUGACGAUGCUUCUGGUUCUCUUGCUUCUGCUGCUGGUGAAGCUUAUACAUUGGGAUUUGGUGAUCCCAUUGCUUUAUCUGCUGAAACUGGAUUAGGAAUGACAGAGCUAUAUGAAGCUUUGAGGCCAUCUCUUGAGGAAUAUGUGCUCCAGCACAUAAAAGAUGAAGAUUUGCUAGAUGAUGGGUCCUCUGUGGACGAGGACAUUGACGCUAAGCUUCCAUUGCAGUUAGCAAUUGUAGGGAAACCAAAUGUAGGGAAGUCUACAUUGUUGAAUGCAUUACUUCAAGAAAAUCGAGUUUUGGUUGGGCCUGAAGCUGGUUUAACCAGAGAUUCUAUCCGAGUUCAAUUUCAGUUUGACGGGAGAAGCGUAUUUCUUGUUGAUACUGCUGGUUGGUUGGAGAGGACAAAACAGGACAAAGGAGCAUCAUCCUUGAGUAUUGUGCAAUCAAGGAAAAAUCUCAUGAGGGCCCACGUAGUUGCAUUAGUUCUUGAUGCAGCCGAGAUCAUAAAAGCUAGACGGAGCAUGAACCACGCCGAAGUGGUGAUAGCAAGGCGAUCUGUGGAAGAAGGGCGAGGUUUGGUCAUUGUUGUGAACAAGAUGGAUCUUUUAAAUUCGAAAAUGUACGAGAGAGUGAUUAAAGCCGUACCUGAAGAAGUUCAGACUGUUAUACCGCAGGUGACGGGUAUACCUGUAGUGUUUGUUUCUGCACUUGAGGGAAAAGGCCGUUUGUCUGUUAUGCGCCAAGUUGUUGAUACGUAUGACAAAUGGUGUCGCAGAUUGUCAACCGCUCUUCUAAACCGCUGGUUACGCAAGGUUAUGAGCAGACAUUCUUGGAAAGAUUCUUCUGCACAACCAAAGAUUAAAUAUUUCACUCAGGUGAAGGCCCGCCCCCCGACUUUUGUUGCCUUUGUGAGUGGCAAAAUGAAGCUAUCAGAAACCGAUUUGAGGUUCUUAACAAAGUCAUUAAAAGAAGACUUUGACUUGGGUGGAAUUCCUGUUCGUAUAAUGCAGAGGAAUGUUCCCAGGCGUUCCGAAGGUCAAAGCAAUAAUACUACAAGCAAGAACUCACGGUUUGCUGUAAGAACAAACGAGCGCAUGUUGUCUGAUAAAAGAAACCCGAAAGUCGUUGAUUUAGACAAAACCGUUUCUGCAUGAAAAAAAAACCCUUAACUACGUUUGUGUAUAGUUCAUUCUUUGUGUAAAAUUUUGUAGCACUUGUGUUUUUGACAAGCGAAAAUUUUGGCAGAUGAUUAUAUGUUUGAUUUUUCGAUUUAUUUUAC
Molecule: messenger RNA, 2487 nt
Organism: Erythranthe guttata (spotted monkey flower)
Lineage: Eukaryota; Viridiplantae; Streptophyta; Magnoliopsida; Lamiales; Phrymaceae
Product: GTP-binding protein
Molecular function (GO): GTP binding
Source: RefSeq, a predicted model, not a curated record